Purpureocillium takamizusanense is the source of this 2345-nucleotide messenger RNA. It is a transcript of the gene STB3, whose product is annotated as DNA-binding proteins Bright/BRCAA1/RBP1 and proteins containing BRIGHT domain. Gene Ontology annotation, biological process: positive regulation of transcription from RNA polymerase II promoter by glucose. Bases 352 to 1428 code for a protein of 358 amino acids. Gene Ontology annotation, molecular function: sequence-specific DNA binding. The transcript is spliced from 2 exons. The record is from RefSeq and is a predicted model, not a curated record. Lineage: Eukaryota; Fungi; Ascomycota; Sordariomycetes; Hypocreales; Ophiocordycipitaceae. Gene Ontology annotation, cellular component: nucleus.
AACACGGGAAGGCAUAUGGGGGCGGGCAAGCGGGCGUGUACCAAAUAGGUACCUACAGUACCUACACUCGCUACGGGCGGCACAGUACUUACAGCCCGUCGGGCGCGCCUCUCCCCUUCCCUUCCUUUCUUCUCCUUUCAACCCAAAAUCAACAACGCAAACAAACCUGCACGAUUCCCAUCGAGAAUCACCCGUCACAGUCCCAGAGGAUCACGCCGCCAGCUCUGCCAGCCUUGCUAUCUCUUGCUUUGACCCAAGUAGCCGUCCGUCUGCAACCCAGUCGUCUCGCCGCGGCUCCAGCAUUGCGUCAGACCACUUCUCUGAAGCACAUCGCAACCAAACAACGCAAACAUGGCUUCUCUGGCAUCGGCUGCUCGUGACAUCCCCAAGGCCGCCUCCUCGAACCGAGACAACUUAGCUGUUGUAGCGGAUCGGAGCGGCCCGGCGACUGUGGCGCGUUCUCAUACCCUCCCGACUCCCCCCAACUCCAUCUCUCCGGCCCUGCCCGCUCAUGGCCUCAAGGCCCAGUUGCAAAAGGCCAAGCUCGAGCCCAUCGACUCCGACUUGGACCUGCACGACCACCCCGACAUCCAUGAGCGGUCAACAUCCCCCGCGACCACCCACGAGGCCUCGGGCGCCAUCACCAGCGCCCUCCUGGCCAAGUACCACCUCCCAGAGAUCCUGCUCAACCACGGUCCUCUGGCGAUACGGCACAUCAUGGGCUACCUGACGACGUCGGUACCGGGCUUUUCGGGUAUCCCGCCGACAAAGGCUCGUCGAUUGGUUGUGGGCGCCCUGGAGGGACGAGGGGGAGAGGGAGGAGGCUUGGAAGGAGACGUCGAGUUCGACAAGGUAGGAUGGGGGCGGUGGGAUGCCCGCCGGCGGGGGUUCGCCUCGCGCGACCGCCAAGGCACCCCGCCACCCUCGGCCGGCGCAGCCAUUCCCAUCUCCAAGGUUGGCCCAAGGGGCCAGGACUGGGCCCGCCUCAAUGUCUCCGCGUCCGUGGGCGAGGAGUCGGUACACUUCUCCAACGACGACGAACACGACGACGUCCACAUGAUGGAGACGGAGGCGGACAAGAUGUCCCUGGACGGUUCCGCGUCAGCGUCGUGCUCGGAAGCACCAGACGACGACGUGGCCAUGAACGACGACCCCGAGGAUGUGACUGACGAUGAGGACUGGGCGGCCAUGGGCGCUGCGGCUCUCCGAGCCGAGUCGUAUCCGAACAUGGCCGCCGCUCAAUCAAGCGGUGCUCUUCGAUCUCCCAACUUUGCUCUCCCCGGUGGACUGCGAACAUUUUCCGUGAGCUCGGGCAUGGCGCGCCCACCACCACAACCGGCAAACCUCGACCUCGCUGUCCUAAGCGGCACACCCGAUGCCCAGGAGCGCGAGGCCGUCGAGGCUCUUCUACGACUCGGUUCUGUAUAAUACCAAUUUGCAUGCAAGGCGUUCUGGAGGCAUGGGGCGGUUUUUUUGGCCCCUCUUUGGGUGGCAAUGUCUGGCCCGCCAUGGCUAGGCUAUCCGGCGGCUGGGCCACGGAACGCGUGUCUCGCACGAUUGGAGGCGGCGCCCUCGACAUCAUACCAACUAUGUUCACGAUGACACGGUUCUACACUUUUCUUUUUUAUUUUUCUCGAUAAUCACGGCCAGGCUCGCACCAUCCGAGCUCCUUCUGGCUUUUUCUUCGCGGCGAUUGGUCGCCCGUUUUUGAGCAUGGCCCUCUUCGGGCAUACAAUGGGCUGGCACAUUGGGGUUGGAACCCAACUCCCCCCUUUUUUGACAAAGAGCAUACCGAGGGGGAAGCUGUUGCAUCCAAGACAGGCAUAUAUGGCACGACAGAGCAAUCAAGAAUGCUGUCCCUCGGGCAGGUGUUCCCGUCUGGCUUUCCAAUCCGUCCGGCGAUAGGCUGUCUAUGAUUAUCGAGGGUCAAGAGGGUGCUUUCACAAAGCCAGGCCCUUACGCUACUUCUGUGGCCGCGGGCGACACUGAGUGUGGUGAAGUCGGUGCUUGUGGAUGGCGGAAGAUGGCUCGAUGCGAGUAGCGGAGACGUAGACGACUAUUGUCGUGCCUCAGGAAAUCGACGGUGAGGGGCUCGUCGAGACGAGGUGAUAAAUGCCAUGAAGGCAACGAGUUAGGUCAGGACGAGAGUGAUUAUGCUGUCAUUCCUAUGUCGGUGUGGCAAGGGACGCGGUGAGAGAGUGGCGACGGGGAGGUGGAUGGCGAGGGCUCGACGUGCGCGCGAGUGUAUGCAGAGCAUAUAGGCAGAUAUAGGUGUACGUCGACGAGAGGGUAUCUUGUUGCGCGGCACAAACAUACAAACAUGCCUGGUCCCCCCGGAGGCGACG